AAGCAGAAACCAGUCUCUCGCUGUUUUGCCUUCGUCUGUCCGGACACGGCUAUCACCGCUGCUCCAAAGUGCCCUCUGGUGGCCACGCGAUAGAGCAGCAACAACCACCGAUUCCGCCGCUGCUGUGCUGAGCUCUGGUCAGGCGGGGCGGUUGGUUGUUUUUCCGGACUCCAUUUUAGGCUCGAUGUGGGUUGGUAAGAGUAUUGGCUGAGCGGCUGUUUGCGGGGCAGCGGCGGGCUACGUCAAGGCCGGACCCGGGCUCUGGCCUUGUUGCGCGUGGCCACUGUAUGACGCUACCCUUCUGCCUCUUGGAGGCCUGAGCCGUGCUGAGCUGAGAAGGAAACAGCAGCUCCCAGCGGACAGAAAUGGGCGCUGGGGGCCGCGAGGCCACUCCCCUUUCUGGAAGGCGCUUCUCUGGUUCUUGCUGCUCCUAAGCCUGAUUGCCCGUCGGCCGCCUAGACAACCGCCGGCCCGGAUGGAGACCCCGGUAGCGGGAGCGCCCGUCACGCUCAUCAUCAAAGCGCCCAACCAGAAGUACAUGGAUCAGACCAUCAGCUGCUUCCUGGACUGGACCGUCGGGAGACUGAAGUGCCACCUCUCCAAGGUGUACCCCAGUAAGCCGUCUACAAAGGAUCAGAGAUUGGUUUAUUCUGGCAGGUUGCUUCCUGAUCACCUGCAACUGAAAGAUAUUCUCAGAAAACAAGAUGAAUAUCAUAUGGUUCAUUUAGUAUGUUCUUCACGGACACCCCCAAAUUCCCCAAAACCUGAUAGAGAAAGUCAUGAGUCUUCAGCAUCUAGCAACAGCUUGAGUUCAGAACAUUUGGGAUCAAUAUCUCCUUCCCCAUCUCAAGAAACUGUAUAUACAACUGUCAGUAAUUCUGAAGAUGUGCGACAUCGCAACCUUGCACAGACACAAAAUAAUCAAAUGCAAAGCCAUCCAUUUUCAUAUCUUCUGCAGGGUGUAGAUAAUCAGUUUCCUGUGCAAGGAAUAUCAACUGGGUGUCCAGUAUAUCCUACUAUCAGCCCUCUCCAGAUGUUAUGGUGGCAACAGAUGUAUGCACAUCAGUAUUAUAUGCAAUAUCAAGCUGCACUUUCAGCACAGGAAAACCUCAGUCCUGAGUCUACCAGUCCUCCAGUUCCGGAGCCCUCAAAUUCUGAUUAUGUUCCUGCAAAUGAAGCCCCAGCAGCUCCAAAUGUAGCUCCACAGGAGAAUAGACCUAUAAAUCAAAAUGUGCAGAUGAAUGCUCAAGGAGGCCCAGUCAUAAAUGAAGAGGACUUCAAUAGAGAUUGGCUGGACUGGAUAUACACAUUCUCCAGAGCCACUGUUCUUCUUAGUAUUGUAUAUUUCUAUUCAUCCUUCAGUCGCUUUGUUAUGGUGAUGGGAGCUAUGUUAUUAGUUUACCUGCACCAAGCUGGGUGGUUCCCAUUCAGGCAAGAAGGAAUCCAACAGCCUGCAGCAAACAAUGCAGAUAUAAACCAUGAUGGUCAAAAUGUAAAUAAUGCUGGUCUUGAAGAAAUGGUAUUGAAGAAGAUAGUGGUGAAGACAUUGGUGAUGUCAAUGCAGAACAGCCUCCUGGAUUUAUGGCUUCCGCAUGGUCUUUCAUUACCACUUUCUUUACAUCCCUCAUUCCUGAAGGACCUCCACAAGUUGGCAACUAAACAAAGGAGGAAUUACUAAUAGAACAUGGAAGUUGACUCUGGGAGAGUGGUAUUUUAAAUAUCAUUAUACAUGUAUGUAUAUGUAUGUAUGUAUGUAUAUGUAUAUAUGUGUGUAUGUACACGUGUAUGUGUAUAUGUGU
Molecule: messenger RNA, 1799 nt
Organism: Thamnophis elegans (Western terrestrial garter snake)
Lineage: Eukaryota; Metazoa; Chordata; Lepidosauria; Squamata; Natricidae
Gene: HERPUD2
Product: HERPUD family member 2
Exons: 8
Coding region: 476-1678 (400 amino acids)
Biological process (GO): endoplasmic reticulum unfolded protein response
Molecular function (GO): protein binding
Source: RefSeq, a predicted model, not a curated record